AUGAAAGUCGCAAUCCUCGGGGCAACUGGUCAGACUGGCUCCAUCAUAGUCAAAGGUCUCCUUGCAUCAACCAAUCCGAAAUAUGAAGUGACGGCUUUGACGAGACCAUCGUCGCUCCAGAAGCCGGGAGUCAUUAGUUUGGCGAACGAUGGCGUCAAGAUUGUGGCGGCAGAUCUUGCAGGUGAUGAGGAAGCUCUGGUGAAAGUGUUAGCAGGAAUCGACGUAGUAAUCUCGACCAUCUACGGUGGCGGUGUGAUGGCCGAGAAAGCUUUGAUUAAUGCAUCCAAAGCUGCAGGAGUUAGGCGAUACUUGCCAUGUUUCUUCGCAACUAUCGCCCCUCCGAAAGGUGCCUUGCUAUUAAGGGAGAUGAAAGAGGACGUACUCAAUCACAUCAAGAAGAUCAAGUUGCCAUACACUGUCAUCGAUGUAGGCUGGUGGUAUCAAGUUAACUUGCCUCGUCUCCCCUCCGGCCGCAUCGAUUACGCCGUUAUGGAGACCUCAGAUGGCAUUGCUGGAGAUGGCAAUGUGCCGACUGCAUUGACAGAUCUACGAGAUGUUGCGACAUAUGUUGCACGCAUAAUCUCGGACCCACGAACGCUGAACCGUAUGGUCUUCGCCUAUAAUGAGGUGUUUACCCCGAACCAGAUGUAUGAGCUGCUGGAGAAGGUGAGCGGAGAAAAGGUCUCACGCAAAUAUGUCACGGCAGAGGAUAUCGCUGCCCAGGUACACGCCGUCGAAGUGACUCAUCCAGCUGCAGACUCGGUGGAAUUCAUUACACUGGCGCAGCUUCAAUACUGGUACUCCUGCGGUGUUCGAGGAGACAAUACACCUGAAAACGCUCAGUAUCUUGGUUAUUUGCUGGCUAAGGAUUUGUAUCCCGACAUCAAGGGAAAAACUCUAGAGAACUACGCAAAAGAGGUCCUCGAGGGCAAAGGGAAGCGCGUGUAUGAACAUAUAAUGGACUUGCCAUCUAUCAAGGCUGCAAAUUCAAGCUUGGCAUGA
Messenger RNA from Penicillium expansum, 1002 nucleotides. RefSeq names its product aromatic alcohol reductase. The transcript is spliced from 4 exons. The record is from RefSeq and is a predicted model, not a curated record. Gene Ontology annotation, molecular function: oxidoreductase activity. The coding region runs from base 1 to 1002 and encodes 333 amino acids. Lineage: Eukaryota; Fungi; Ascomycota; Eurotiomycetes; Eurotiales; Aspergillaceae.